UCACUGUUGUUACCAAAUAGUGUAUAAUAUUAUUAAAGUAUUUAUAAAUAAAACAGAACAAAAUGGACGUGGAGACUGCAAGUUAUGACUUUGAAAAUGACUCUGAACUUGACACAGAAUCCUCAUUGAGUGAUGACGAAGACGCAACACUCUUAACAUCUCACAUAAAUUCAGGUUAUGAAGCCAUCGUCCAGAGCAGUGGACAUCAUAACAGAAAAGGAGGAAUUUUAUCCUCAGUGUUUACGCUGGUUUCCACAAUGAUUGGUGGUGGUCUGUUGUCUUUACCAUUUGCAUAUGAGCAAGGUGGAUUUGCAGUUGGCUCUGUCGUGUUGGUAUUUGUUCUAGCAGCUUCAACAUAUGGAGGCUUUUUGAUUAUUAAUAGUAAAAAGUAUUGUAGUGGUCGUGUUAAAAACAUUGAAGAUGUGGCAAAAGUGGCUUUUGGAAAGAAGGGACAGCUAGUUGCUCAAAUUCUUCUGAUUAUCUUGCUGUAUUUAUGUACAGUGGCAUAUUUUAUUCUCAUCACUGAUCAGAUGGAGCCCAUUCUUAUUUUCGCAGUUGGUCCCGGGACGGUGUGGAGUAAAAAAUUAACAUUGCUCUCUUUUGUGCUGGCUGUUGUUUUUCCAAUAUCCUUACUAAAGAAUCUUUCUGCUUUAAAAUAUACUUCAAGUCUCAGUGUGAUAUGCGGUGUGCUGUUGUGUUGCUGUGUCGUGUACCGUUCAGUAAAAUCUGACCUUGGUGGACCUAUCUACGAUCAAGGGAAUCCAGUGAAGUGGCACCCUUUAUCAGUUCGUGAACUCUUAACGUGCAUCUCGAUAGCAGAGUUGACAUUCUCAUGUCAUUUUAAUAUUUUGCCCAUGCAUAGUGAGUUGCGUAAUCAAACGCGGAAAAAUAAAAGACUGAUUCUGUUUCUGGCGAUGGGGAUAACUUAUGUGAUGAAUUUCAUUAUUAGCUUUUUUGGUUAUUUUCAGUUUCGUCGAUAUACAGACCAAGAUAUCACUAAGAACUAUCGCUCUGAUGACGUCGUUGUUACUUGCGGGCGCGCCGCACUUUGUUUAUUACUUAUACUUAGCUAUCCGUUGUUAGUGGUACCGUGUCGGGCAACAUUGAAUAAGAUGUUUUGGCAUAACGACAGAUCUCCUUCCAAAUUUGCCCUACUUAUUUCUAACGAAAGACUAAAUGGACCAAACAAAUUUGUUUGGUUUAUCGAGACCGUUGUAUUAGUUGGUACUAGUUAUUUACUAGCAUAUCUUGUUCCACAAGUCAACAUGGUAUGGGGCUUUGUUGGUUCCGUUGGAUGCACGACAUUAAUUUAUAUUCUUCCUCCCGCAUUUUAUCUGCGUGUACGUCAUCAUCCCGCAAGAGCAGACAUAAAAAAGAUUUCUGCCGUGAUUUUGCUCAUUUCAGGAUUAUUUAUGUUGGUAGCUGGUCUAUAUCAAUCCAUUUUGAACAUAAUUUCGCCGUUACCGCAAUCACUUCCCUAUGAGGAUAUCACGAUAAAUACCAAUUUUACACUGGCAUGAUAAAUAGAUACUG
Molecule: messenger RNA, 1533 nt
Organism: Hydractinia symbiolongicarpus
Lineage: Eukaryota; Metazoa; Cnidaria; Hydrozoa; Anthoathecata; Hydractiniidae
Product: sodium-coupled neutral amino acid transporter 5-like
Exons: 7
Coding region: 63-1520 (485 amino acids)
Biological process (GO): amino acid transmembrane transport
Molecular function (GO): amino acid transmembrane transporter activity
Source: RefSeq, a predicted model, not a curated record